GUCCAGGCGCUGAGGUCCUGGGUGGGCGAUCGGGGGCAAUGGGGCAGGAUAGCCCCACAUCAUCCCUCCGGGAUGCUGGGGUAGGGGCGGCCCGGGUGGGCGUCAACCAAGGCGUCCUCAGCCCGUGUCUCCCAUGGGCUUUGCGCAUCUUGCCCAGCCUUUGAGCAUCCCGCCGCUGCAGAAGGGCAGCGCAGAAGGGCGGAAGGGAGAACUCUUAAGCCCCUCAGGGAACCACUGUGCUCUUUCCACGUGACCUGGUUAUCGCAGCAAGGCUGGCAUUCCGUGUGUGGAUCCCCAGGCCUUCACUCUUGGUUGAAUUUCUAGGUGCUCAGAGCUGACUUUGCGGGAUAUUUUUGGAGUGAAUGGAGCCAGAAGGAACUCUAGAAUCAGAAGGUUCAGAAAAGUCAUUAUUUUCCUCACAGCAAGAAUAUGAAGAAUCCCAAGAAGCAGAUGAAACAGGCCCGGAGAACCCCCUCUUGCAGCCGGCCCUCACAGGGGAUGUAGAAGGUUUGCAGAAGAUUUUUGAGGAUCCUGAACAUCCUCACCAUGAGCAUGCUAUGCAGCUGCUUCUGGAAGAAGACAUUGUUGGGAGAAAUCUGUUGUAUGCAGCUUGCAUGGCUGGGAAAAGUGAUGUAAUUAGAGCCUUGGCAAAGUAUGGGGUGAAUCUGAACGAAAAAACUGCCAGAGGGUACACGCUCUUACACUGCGCUGCAGCCUGGGGCCGCCUGGAAACUUUGAAGGCCCUGGUGGAACUGGAUGUUGAUAUAGAGGCUUUGAACUUCCGGGGAGAGAAAGCUCGGGACGUUGCCGCUCGCUAUUCUCAGACUGAGUGUGUUCAUUUUCUGGACUGGGCAGAUGCCAGGCUGAUUCUGAAAAAGUUUAUUACAAAGUCCUCUCUUGUCGUUACUGAACCAGAAAAGGGACCGGGGAAACUCCUCAAGGAUGACAAGAACACUAUCCUCAAUGCAUGUCGUAUGAAAAACGAGUGGUUGGAAACCCAUCCAGAAGCUUCCAUCAGUGAGCUUUUUGAGCAGAAACAACAACUGGAGGAAAUUAUGACUCCCAUCCUCACAAAAAUGUCUACACCACGUCAAGUGAAAAGUGCCAGGUCGAUAAUCUAAGCUGUGGUCUGCAAAGAAAUCAAGACUGUGCCUUCUACAGACCCCAGAUGGUGUAGAAGGCUACGUUAUCUUCUAGCAUUCGAUAAGACAAACCAAUUCCUGCCAGCUGAAUUCAAGAAAUAAACCCAGGGUUUUCAGAAAUGUUCAGAUACAAAUUCAGUCAGCCUGGCUUUGUGUAAGGCUGUUCAGAAUACUCACACCUGGCUCAGGGGCUGGGCCUCUGCUCCUCCAAACACAUCUCCUCAUGAGUCCUCCAAUCAUGG
Messenger RNA from Peromyscus eremicus (cactus mouse), 1384 nucleotides. RefSeq names its product ankyrin repeat domain 45 (gene Ankrd45). The coding region runs from base 363 to 1121 and encodes 252 amino acids. Gene Ontology annotation, molecular function: protein binding. NCBI's taxonomy places the organism in Eukaryota, Metazoa, Chordata, Mammalia, Rodentia, Cricetidae. The record is from RefSeq and is a predicted model, not a curated record. The transcript is spliced from 6 exons.